Molecule: messenger RNA, 1110 nt
Organism: Eruca vesicaria subsp. sativa (arugula)
Lineage: Eukaryota; Viridiplantae; Streptophyta; Magnoliopsida; Brassicales; Brassicaceae
Source: the annotation of a GenBank genome assembly
AUGAGGAAGUUGUGUCCGAAUAUAGACAAAGACGAUGGUUUGGAGACGGUUUUGGAAGUUCCGAUACCGGAGGAGAUGUUUUCCGGUAUGGGCAAUAACGCUGCAUUGAGAUGUCAAAACAUGUUGACGUGGAUGAAAGCUCAAACGUCAGAUAAAUGGUCGCAACCGUUGAUCGCUGCUCGUAUCAACGAGCUUCGUUUUCUUCUCUAUCUCGUUGGAGCACCUCUUAUACCUCUUCAAGUUCAAGUUGGUCACUCUGUUCAUAAGCCUGUCAAAGAUUCUUCCAUUCAAGCUUCUACGGCGAAAUAUAUAGUGCAACAGUACAUAGCAGCUACGGGUGGACCAGCUGCGUUAAAUGCUGUGAACAGUAUGUGUGUCACCGGACAAGUAAAGAUGACAGCGUCGGAGUUUCAUCAAGGAGAUGAAACUGUCGGUAACCUUAAGAGCAGUGACGAGAUGGGUGGUUUUGUGUUGUGGCAGAAAGAUCCAGAUCUGUGGUGUUUGGAGCUCGUUGUCUCUGGUUGUAAAGUCAUAUGUGGAAGUAACGGUCGGCUUUCGUGGCGGCAUUCUUCUAACCAACAAACACCGGCGUCUACCGGUACGCCGAGACCUCUCCGUCGGUUUUUACAGGGUUUAGAUCCACGAUCAACUGCAAAUCUUUUCCUCGACGCGACAUGCAUCGGAGAGAAAAUUAUCAACGGCGAGGAUUGUUUUAUAUUAAAACUGGAGACAAGUCCAGCGGUUAGAGAUGCUCAAAGCGGUUCCAACUUUGAGAUCAUUCAUCACACAAUAUGGGGUUACUUUAGCCAAAGAUCGGGACUAUUGAUUCAGUUCGAAGACUCACGACUUCUGAGUAUGCGGACCAAGGAAGGCGACGUUUUCUGGGAGACUAGCGCUGAAUCAGUGAUGGAUGAUUACCGGUACGUUGAUGAUGUGAAUAUUGCUCAUGGUGGAAUAACAUCGGUUACGGUCUUCCGGUACGGUGAAGCAUCAGCGAAUCAUCGGAGACAAAUGACGGAGAAGUGGCGGAUAGAAGAAGUUGAUUUUAACGUAUGGGGUCUCUCUGUGGAUCAUUUUCGUCCUCCCGCCAAUUUGCAGAUCGGGAAAUAA